Penicillium brasilianum is the source of this 2304-nucleotide messenger RNA. Lineage: Eukaryota; Fungi; Ascomycota; Eurotiomycetes; Eurotiales; Aspergillaceae. The record is from the annotation of a GenBank genome assembly.
UGGCGGAACUAUCAUUCAGGAUGCUGAUUGGUUCAAACGGCCGAGGAGAGCUUAUCUGCCUUCCCCGUUUUACGGGGAAGCAUCCGAUUAUAAAGGCGGUAGGGCAGAGCUGCGGUUGACCUCGGGCCUGGGGUAACCAAAUCGCAACUGACUUUCCCUUGGAAUAGCGCGACCCUUCUUAUACCUCGCGUUCGCCACGUUACACUGCAUCAUUGGCCUGCGUCUUCUUUCACCUCCUUUUUCUCUUUCAAUACUCGCCCUCAUCCCCCUUCUUGUCUACUCAUUUCCAUCAUGGCCGCCCGUCGGUCUUUGGCUCGAACCAUCCCCGCUCUCCGCUCCGUUCCCCGCACGCCUCUUGUCGCCAGGGCUGUCUCCAGUGCCCGGUCUUUGACCACCGUUACCACUCCAAUUGCCCAUAUAUCCUCUCAACAGUCUGUUUCUACUCCCGGAGCCAUGUCUGCUGCUCGCCGGUUGCACGCUACUGCGAAGCAGUUCACCCCCGCUACCACCUCGGCCGCUAGCACUGCUACCGAGUACCCGACGGAUCACCAGCCGAUUGCCAACCCUAUCGACACCACCAACUUCAUUGACAACGAGUUUGUCACUUCCAAGGCUACCACUUGGAUUGACCUCCACGAUCCAGCCACUAACAACCUCGUGACCCGUGUGCCCCAGAGCACCGAUGAAGAGCUCAAGGCUGCCGUCCAGUCGGCCGAGAAGGCUUUCCCCGCCUGGCGCGCAACCAGCAUCAUGGCCAAGCAGCAGAUUCUCUUCAAGUUCACCAACUUGAUCCGUGAGCACUGGGACCGACUGGCUGCUUCCAUCACUCUGGAGCAGGGCAAGACCUUUGCCGAUGCCAGGGGUGAUGUUCUCCGCGGUCUGCAGGUCGCUGAGACCGCCUGCGGUAUCACUUCUCAGAUGACCGGUGAGGUGCUCGAGGUGGCCAAGGAUAUGGAGACCCGCAGCUAUCGCGAGCCUCUGGGUGUCGUGGCUGCUAUCUGCCCCUUCAACUUCCCCGCAAUGAUUCCCUUGUGGUGCAUCCCUAUCGCCACCGUUACCGGUAACUGCUUGGUGAUGAAGCCUUCCGAGCGUGACCCCGGUGCCGCUAUGAUUCUGGCCGAGCUGGCCCGGGAAGCGGGUUUCCCUCCCGGUGUCAUCAACAUCGUCCAUGGUGCUGCCCGCACUGUCGACUUUAUCAUCGAUGAGCCCGCUAUCAAGGCUAUCAGCUUCGUCGGCAGCAACCGCGCGGGCGAGUACAUCUUCACCCGUGGUUCCGCCAACGGUAAGCGCGUCCAGGCCAACUUGGGUGCCAAGAACCACGCCGCCGUCCUGCCUGACUGCAACAAGAACCACGCUCUUAACGCCAUUGUUGGUGCUGCCUUUGGUGCUGCUGGUCAGCGCUGCAUGGCUCUGAGCACUGCUGUCAUGGUUGGCGAGACUAAGGAGUGGCUCCCCGAGAUCGCUGAGCGUGCUAAGGCUCUCAAGGUGGAUGGAGGCUUUGAGGAGGGUGCCGAUCUCGGUCCCGUCAUUAGCCCCGAGAGCAAGAAGCGUAUUGAGGAUCUUAUUGCCAGUGCUGAGGCUGAGGGUGCCACCAUCUUGCUUGACGGCCGUAACUACAAGCCCGAGAAGUACCCCAACGGCAACUUUGUCGGCCCUACCAUCAUCACAAACGUCACCACCGACAUGAAGUGUUAUAAGGAAGAGAUCUUCGGACCCGUUUUGGUCUGCCUGAACGUUGAAACUCUCGACGACGCCAUCAACACGAUCAACGCCAACGAGUACGGCAACGGCGCCGCCAUCUUCACCCGCUCCGGCUCCACCGCCUCCCGCUUCCAGAAGGACAUCGAGGCCGGCCAGCUGGGCAUUAACGUUCCCAUCCCCGUGCCACUGCCCAUGUUCUCCUUCACCGGUAACAAGAAGAGUAUCGCCGGUGGCGGUGCUAACACCUUCUACGGCAAGCCCGGUCUGCAAUUCUAUACCCAGCAGAAGACGGUGACUAGCUUGUGGAAGGCCGAGGAUGCGGUUAGCACCAAGGCUAGUGUUGUCAUGCCUACGCACUCGUAAUCCGUGACUUUGACAAUUUUAUAAGGAGCCACUCUCUGGCAUGUACUAUACCUAAAGGAGGCCUAUGGUAAUCUAGAAGGGGCUACGCAGGACUGUUCUAGCUUAGCAUAGUCCUAACUAGUUUAGUAGCGCGGGUUAAAAGCUCUAGUGUCCACGUUAGGCGGCGGCUAGCUAGGGUAGCAGAAGCUACGCUUUUCUAAAAUGAAUUCUAUCUCUCUCCCUCUUUGAAAUUCAGAUUCC